UGGGCAGCCCAAAAAGCACUCUUAGUUGGCCCGCUGUGAUGGCAAGCCCCACGUGUGCCUCCUGUGAGCUCUCGCCUGUGCAUUCUCCCCUUGGCCUUCCUCUGUGAAAGUCCCCCUCGAGGUUUGGCACUUGAGGUUUGGCACUCUGAGUUAGUGCAGGAAGGAAGGGUAAUCAUUCUGGAUCAAACUAAAUUCCCGAGGGUUAGUGUGUGUGUUACAGGACGUAGAGUGCAGGCCGCUCCCCGACAGACUGGCGUUUUGACAGGAAAGGCAAGAGAAAAAGAGGACAAAGGCGUUCCCCUCCUUACCUGAGUGCCGAGAGAGUGACGUCAGGCCGAGUCCCAGAGCAGCAUAUCUUGAAUUUCCACCCUGCAGAGGAGACGCCAGUGGAUGUGGGUAUCUCAGAUAAGCCGACGGCGCGAGAGAGGAGGGGCGUGUGAGUCACCAGUGUGGGUGGGGAGGCAAAUUACUCCCCAAGAGAGAGAAAGAGAGAGGGGCAGUGUGAGCCAGGGGAGCGGGGCGUCGACUCCCACCACAGGGCCCUCUCGCCACUCGUCCUACGCACUUCUCACUCCUCCUGGGGGAUCUCUGGUCGUGUCCUGCCCUCCUUCCUCGUGGGAUAUCUCGGCAAGAGGCACCGGGGACGUAAAAUGAGCCGCGAGUGAGGGGAAAAAGUGUCUUUUGUGAGAGAGUGAAGGUUGGACGUCCACUCAGUGCAGGGGAAGAUGGCGACGUCCGUGCUGAGUCCGGUCAAGACGGAGGACCAGAUCCUGCAGGAUUCCAUGCUCGAGGAUGAUCCUAAUGACAAUUCGGCCACCAACGAGGAGGAGAAGACCAAGCCUCGCUGGGGGCCAUACCACAAGGGAGCCAAAGAGCUGGCCAGCCUGUACAGCAAAGGAAAACGCAGUCAAGAAAUCAUUUGCAUAUGCAUCUGCAUUACCUUGAUGGUCGUCAACAUGUACUUCAUGGCCAUGCACUUCAGGGUGGAGAAAGUGACGACCAUCUUCCUUGUCGCGUUAGCAGGGAUCUUCACAGCGGACUUCGCCUCAGGCCUCGUCCACUGGGCUGCAGACACCUGGGGUUCUGUCGAACUUCCACUCUUGGGCAAGAACUUCAUUCGUCCCUUCCGUGAGCACCACAUCGACCCUACGUCAAUCACGCGCCACGACUUCAUAGAAACCAACGGGGACAACUUCAUGCUCACGCUCCCAGGUCUGAUGUCCAUGACCUGGAACUUCUGCACCAAGACCAACGAGCAGAUUCAGGCCAAUUACUAUUGGUUUUCGUACCUCUAUCUCUUGGCGAUUUUUGUGUCUUUAACAAAUCAGAUCCACAAAUGGUCACACACAUACUUUGGCCUCCCACGCUGGGUCACCAUAUUGCAGGACCUGCACAUCAUCCUGCCAAAGAGGCAUCAUCGUAUCCACCAUGUCGCACCACAUGAGACUUACUUCUGCAUAACGACCGGAUGGCUCAACUACCCCUUAGAGAAGCUCAAGUUCUGGAUCUCGUUAGAGUACUUGAUUGAGAAGGUCACCGGCUGCAAACCCCGAGCCGACGACUUCAAAUGGGCACAGAAGAGAGAGUGAAGUCAGAGAGGAGGAAGGGAGGCGGAGGCGGCUGGGAGAAAGAGAGAAAUUGGUGGUUUAGAUUUUCAUUCGAAAAGAGUGUCGAACGAUGGAACAUGGCACAAAUAUAGAGAAUAAAUGUAUAGGAAAGAGAGAUAUAUUUAUGUAUAGAGAGAGAAAUGGAAAAAGAAAGGGAUGUAGCACAAAAUAGAAUAAGAGAAAGCAAGUCUUUUAAUGGAAAAAGGAUUCUACAAGUGAUGCCUGGAUAGUACUGAAAAUCAUUUUAUAGCUUAUAUACGAAGUUGGCAAAAGAGGAGAAAGGGAGAAAGAUGGAGAAAAGCUGAAAAAAAAGGAAAAGAAAACAGCUAAAAUGAUAUUUAAAAAAAAGGAAAUGUCAUCCUAUCAUAUAAAUAUUAAUGAAUUAAGCCAAAGCUUCUCAGUGAACAAAAAAAAAAUUGAAAAUAAUGAAUUCAAACUUUUGUAAGAGAUUAGAUAUUUUACUACUUUAGGCACCGUCAGAAUGUAGAAUAUAUUAAGAUAAGGGUUUUUUACUUUUUGUAGGUGUGAAAGGAUUUUGCCGUUUAACAGAAAAAUUACUAAGAAAACGUGCAAGAUGUGUAUCACUGUUCAAGCAAGGCUCACUUGAAGAAAAAGGUGGUUGAUUCGAGAUAAGAAAAAACACGGACAUGAGAAACAGAAAGAGAACAAAGCACGUUAUCAUCUAUGAUGUCCAUACAUAGUAUAUAAUUGUGAUAGUCCGCGAAUCAAGUCUUGAGUGAAAUUGUAGAAGGAGUUGUUGGGAUAUUUUCUUUUUCCUUUUUUUUUUUCUAAUUGCUAUCAUUAUUAUUGUCUUAGCUUCUUGAUAUCACUGUGUAUACUAUGAUUUGCUUUUCUUCAAUGAAAUCUAGCAAACAGUGGAAGUAGAAUAAGAGAAGAAAUGAGUAUCUGUCUGUUGUGUGUUGAAAACAGAUUACAAAUCGUAUUGAUAUUUUUUUAGAAAUCUGUUUGUAUUUUUAUUUCAAUAACGUGUCUCUCAAAAUGAACUGUGCAGAAUGUUUGCUGAUAAUUCGCCUUGAAAUAACAUCACUAAUCCAGACAUUUGGAAGCAUAGAUCUUUAGCUAUUAAUUAACAAAGUAACAGUUUGAGUUUAUAUAUACAAUAUAUAUAUAUAUAUAUAUAUAAAAUUUUGCUUUAUUGUUUAUAGGGAUUGGUGCAUGCGGACCAUUGCUUUAACAAGAUUCAUAAAUAUAAAGAAAAGGAAAUAGUGACAGUUUUUUCUCAGGAUGGAUUUAGGUUACCAAAUUAUUUUUCAAUUCCCCUCAUUUUCGUAAUUUCAUGGAUGGCAGUGCAGACCGUUAGAAUUAAGUUUCGUAUCAAAAUUAUAGUUGCAACAGGUGGUAGUCUACAAUAUUACGUGAGGUACAUUCCUCUGCCUCACUGUGCAUCUAGGUAUAGAGAUAUCUCAUAUAUAGACAUCACAAAAUGGUGAUUUUGGUAAUGGUUAACCUAAGCACACUAAACCUUCAGAAAUUUUUUUUGCGAUUACAAGCAAUUAAAAUCAAAGAGCUGUUCUGAAAUGAUACUAUUAACCAAAAUGUGGUUAUGAAAGGCAGCAGUAAAACUUAAUAGUAGUGUUUCUUUUGUAUAAUGAAACCCAGUGAUUGUCAUUAUUUGUAAAGAUUUUUUUAAAUGUUGAUAUUGAAUACACUCCAUUCAUCAUUGGAAGCAUGUUAACUGCAGCUGGUGAGAUGUUAGAAUAUUGUUUUAUAUGUAUGUGUUUUUCUAUGGGUGUAUCAUUCUUUUUGUAUUUUAAAAUAGAUACUUAUUUAAACACAUGUACAAAAAUGUAUACUGUAGUAAGCUCAUAUGCACAGUUAUGUAUCUUGAUGUGUACAUAGUGUGCACGUGUGUUUACUAAUAAGCUAAUACAUAAAUAACCACACAAAAAAAAAUCAAAGAGAUUUUAAAAUUGACUAUGUAUUCAUCCAGUCUUACAGAAUUGAUCAAUUAUAUCUUUA
This is a messenger RNA of Penaeus chinensis, 3587 nucleotides long. RefSeq names its product plasmanylethanolamine desaturase-like (gene Kua). Bases 726 to 1589 code for a protein of 287 amino acids. The record is from RefSeq and is a predicted model, not a curated record. Gene Ontology annotation, molecular function: oxidoreductase activity. NCBI's taxonomy places the organism in Eukaryota, Metazoa, Arthropoda, Malacostraca, Decapoda, Penaeidae. The transcript has 5 exons.